AUGGCAUUCUCUAGUGGAAUAACAACUUCUUCAGGUUCACUUCACAACACAGAUUUGUACCAGCAGCAGCAGCAGCUUCAGAGGAAGAUGUCGAAUCGUGAAUCAGCUAGGCGGUCUCGGGUACGAAAGCAGAAGCACUUGGAUGAUCUGAUGGCUCAGCUGGCUCAGCUCAGAAAAGCAAACAAUCAGUUGGUCAUGAUGAUGAAUGUCACCGCUCAACGUUUACUUCAUGUGGAGGCAGAAAACUCUGUCUUGAGAGCUCAAAUGGCUCAACUCGACGCCAGAUUGGACUCGCUCAAUGAAAUCAUUGGCUUCUUGGAUGCUGAAAAGGAAGGGUUUGCCUUGGAUGAGGAGUUCUGUUACAAUGCUGUUAAUGACUCUGCGGAUUUGUUCCAUGAGUUAUAUGUAUGCUAA
Messenger RNA from Daucus carota subsp. sativus, 414 nucleotides. Its product is annotated as bZIP transcription factor 44. Gene Ontology annotation, molecular function: DNA-binding transcription factor activity; transcription cis-regulatory region binding. The transcript has a single exon. Bases 1 to 414 code for a protein of 137 amino acids. The record is from RefSeq and is a predicted model, not a curated record. Gene Ontology annotation, biological process: positive regulation of DNA-templated transcription. Gene Ontology annotation, cellular component: nucleus. Lineage: Eukaryota; Viridiplantae; Streptophyta; Magnoliopsida; Apiales; Apiaceae.